GAGAAGAAAAGCUCAUUUCAGGAAAGGCUUUCACUGAGGAGAGCGAGAAUGGCGGCCGCGUCGUCGACGAAAGGGGAGAUGGAGAAGAUGGGGAUAGAGCAGCUGAAAGCGGUGAAGGAGCAAGCGGAUCUCGAAGUCAAUCUCCUUCAGGACAGCCUCAACAACAUCCGUACCGCCACUUCCCGCCUCGAUUCCGCCUCCGCUGCGCUUCACGAUCUCUCUCUUCGUCCCCAAGGGAAGAAGAUGCUAGUGCCUCUCACGGCCUCUCUCUACGUUCCCGGGACGCUUGAUGAUGCAGAUAAGGUUCUCGUCGAUAUUGGAACUGGCUACUUCGUCGAGAAAACAAUGGAAGAAGGGAAAGAUUACUGUGAGAGAAAGAUCAACUUACUGAAAUCAAACUUUGAUCAACUUCUUGAGGUUGCAACGAAAAAGAAAAGCGUGGCGGAUGAUGCCGGGAUGAUAUUGCAGGCAAAACUGAAGCAACUAUCUACUCCGACUUCGUAAAGUUUUCUUCUCUCAGUUAGUUUAUCGGUAUUCGACACAAACAUAUUUUGGAAGUUCAGUUUCAGCUUCAGCUUCUGUUUGGUGACGAUUUCUGGUUAUAGCAGGACAGGGUCUGAGGUAUUUGAUAUCAAUUGUCAAACAGUAUGGUGGAUUCAUGCCCCUUGUAGGCCAAAAAAAUAAAACUUUUUUUUGUUGUAAUUCUACUAAAUGUUUCCACGAAAUGCUGCUCUGUUAUUGCACAUUAUCAAAAUUUCACUUCUUUUUAA
Messenger RNA from Tarenaya hassleriana, 770 nucleotides. RefSeq names its product probable prefoldin subunit 5. Gene Ontology annotation, cellular component: prefoldin complex; cytoplasm. Lineage: Eukaryota; Viridiplantae; Streptophyta; Magnoliopsida; Brassicales; Cleomaceae. The coding region runs from base 49 to 504 and encodes 151 amino acids. Gene Ontology annotation, biological process: protein folding; regulation of DNA-templated transcription. The transcript is spliced from 4 exons. The record is from RefSeq and is a predicted model, not a curated record.